Cercopithifilaria johnstoni is the source of this 1668-nucleotide messenger RNA. Lineage: Eukaryota; Metazoa; Nematoda; Chromadorea; Rhabditida; Onchocercidae. The record is from the annotation of a GenBank genome assembly.
AUGCCAUUACCGAAUUUUAGGUUAUUAACACUUCUAUGGAAGCAUAUAAUUUGCGGUACAUUAACAACCGAAGUGCAUUGCACUCGGAUAACACCAAUUCAAGGCAAUGUUGCAAAUAUGGAUGAUUCCGGAAAACGGAUUCGAGAAAUCAGUACAACCGUUGCUGAUUUAACACUUAAAGAAACAUUAUGCCUUAAUUUCUCGGAUGGGACGAAAACACAAAUUCAUACCAUUGAAUACGUUCGAAUGGAACAGCAAUUCCCGAUAUCCGCAUUUUAUAAAUUUGGAAUUCCACUAAUUAAAACAACAUGCAUUUGUGAUUGCGCUGGUGCCGAACAAUAUUGUAGUGUGGAUGAUUAUAAAUAUAAGAAUUGCACGAAGAGUUCUGUUUGCUAUCGAACUUAUCAUGCGCAUCAAUCAAGUAGCGGUUGUUUAAUGUCAUCCAAAAGUGAAGUUUGUUGUGAAGUAGAAAUCGAACCAUAUGAGGGAAAAAUUUAUACAGCUGUAAAACUAACACAACCGGAUACUAUAAUCAUUUUGCGGCAUCGCAUUUAUGAACGAAUAUCAAAUCGUUCAUGGACUGAAGCAGCUUCUGAAGAAUUUGAAGCAGUUGUUAAUAAAGGUUCCGCUAAAAUGGAAACAAUUGAUAAGAGACAGAUGGAAAUACGAGUAACAACAGGUCGUGUAAUUCGUGAAAUGCCAAACGGAAUGUAUUAUUUUUCAAAUGAUCAUCGAGUAUUAAUGAUGGGUGUACGAUUAAAUGAACCUACGGAAAGUGACAUUCAUAAGUUGGGUUGGUUACGAAAAAAGGACAAUUCAUGGUUGAUACGUAAUGGAAUUAUAAAAAUUACUGAUUCUCAGCAUAUAACAAUCGAAAAUUGCAAAGGACAGCGCUAUUUAACUCGAUAUAAUGCGGAAUAUUUUGUAAUUUAUGGUGAUCGCUUAAUUGAUCUUGAUCUUGGCUAUCCAAUUAAUGAACAAAAUUGGAUUGAGCGAGCAGAAAUUUUAAAUGAUGAUCGAGCAGUGCGAAUUAUUCAUGCUGAAGGCACCGUAAUACAUAUUAGUGUUAGCAGUGGUACCAGGCCUAUUAUUCUACGACAUGCUUCACAUUUGUUAACAUUCAAUGGAACAAUUCGUAUGGAUGAACAAUCAAAUCGUUUUCUCAAUCUUACUAUAUUAGGUGGUAAAGGAACUUUAAUUGGCUAUGUACAUCGAUCGGAAGAUAAAUCAAGUACCGAUUGGAGCUUUAGUAUAGAAAUUGGUACAGCAACAAGGACAAAAUUUACUGCAACAAUUGGUGGAAUUCCAACAGGAAUAAUUUCGGAUCGUUAUGUAUGCUUACAACCAGCUGGUGAUGCAAAUGCUGAGCAAUGUAAAUGGUUAAAAUAUGAAGCAUCACCAUUACGUGAACGACAUAUUGCACAUCGUUGGCAAGCAGGAAUUGCUAAUUGUCCAGGAUGUAAUGAGCGUGGUAUCGAAAAUUUCCUACUUAAACUUGAUCCACGUCAAUGGCUUGAUGGUUUAAAUUCAACAACUGAAGCGGUUACAUGUGCCUUAGAGAUAGCGCUUAUUAUUGUAAGCAUUUUAGCUACCGUACUAAUAUGUACAAAAUGCAUUAUUCCAUUAGUACGAUGUACAAUAUCAUUAAGUAAACCACCAAGAAAAUAA